AUGUCGGACAGCGCUCAUCCCGGCGGCGCUGGCCUGCCCGACAUCAACCACGGCCCACGCAUUAUCGUGGGUACGGCGAUCACUACAGGAUUAGCCCUGCUGUCGGUGCUGGCCCGUUUGUACGUCCGCUUCUUUGUGAUUCGCAAUGUCGGUCUCGACGAUUAUACAAUGGCCUUUACCAUGCUGCUGUCGCUGUGCGGCUUCGCCAUUAUCAUUCCCGAGGUCAAUUACGGCGCUGGUCGACACACAGUCUAUGUCCAGGACACGGCCACCAAGGCUAUUCAGCUCAACUUUGCGACGCAGGUGAUCUAUCUAUGGGGGGUUGGGUUGGUCAAGGUGGCCAUUGGGCUGUUUCUGUUGCGCUUUGCCCCGCGGCGAGGCUACAGGAUCUUCAUCUGGUCCGUGAUCGUGUUUAUGAUGCUAUACACAACUAUCUGUUUCUUUACGGAAAUCUUCCAAUGCAAGGACAUCCGGGCCAUCUGGGACAUGACGGUGAAAUCAAAAUGCUUUACGCCGAAGCAGCUACUGGAGCUGAGCUAUGUGAAUGCCGGGUUCAAUGUCCUGACCGACGUGGUUUUUGCAAUUCUACCAAUAUUUAUGCUGCGCCAUCUUCAAGUCAACAAACGAGUGAAGGCCUCGCUGAUCUGUAUUCUGGGGCUGGGGUUGUUCGCCUGUGUCGCUGGCUGUGUCAAGAUCUCCAUCCUAACAGACUACGGCAAGACGGGCGAUUUGCUCUGGGACUAUACAAACCUGACCAUCUGGGUUGUCGCGGAAUGCAACACCGGAAUCAUGGCCGGCAGCCUCCCAGCCCUAAAACCCCUCUUUAAAACCAUCCUCAACACAUAUGGCUCGCGCUCCAAAACUCGCCAGUACGGCUACGGCAGCAAGCACUACCGUCUCCGCUCGCUCACACGCUCGCAACACGGCAAACAGCAAUCCUUCGGCGGAAGAGGUGGAGGCGAAGGUGGAGGCGGCGGCGGCAGCAGCAGCGGCGCACACGGCGCAGUAUCAUUAUCACGCAGCGGCAACCGCAGCGCGCUGGGCCACGAAACCGAUGAUGACCGCAAGGGCCCGCAGGCGCACUACGCCGAGGCCACGACUAUGACGUCGUACCAGGGCCAGUCUGGGAACAAUUCCAGUGAGGAGCGGAUUCUGCCACCUGCGGACUCGGCGGGGAUUGUGUGUACGACUGAGGUGUCGGUGUUGCGGUCUUUGGAGGCGGCGGAGGGAAUAGGGAUUGCGCAUUCGGGGGAUGACGGGGAGGAGAGGGAGAGGGAGAGGGCGAGAACGUUUCAGGGGACAUAUUUGGAUGUUGAUGAUCGGGUUUGA
Penicillium alfredii is the source of this 1329-nucleotide messenger RNA. RefSeq lists its product as uncharacterized. The coding region runs from base 1 to 1329 and encodes 442 amino acids. The transcript is spliced from 7 exons. NCBI's taxonomy places the organism in Eukaryota, Fungi, Ascomycota, Eurotiomycetes, Eurotiales, Aspergillaceae. The record is from RefSeq and is a predicted model, not a curated record.